This is a messenger RNA of Oreochromis aureus, 3256 nucleotides long. It is a transcript of the gene tnfsf11, whose product is annotated as TNF superfamily member 11. The coding region runs from base 199 to 1002 and encodes 267 amino acids. Gene Ontology annotation, biological process: immune response. The transcript has 4 exons. Gene Ontology annotation, cellular component: membrane. Lineage: Eukaryota; Metazoa; Chordata; Actinopteri; Cichliformes; Cichlidae. The record is from RefSeq and is a predicted model, not a curated record. Gene Ontology annotation, molecular function: tumor necrosis factor receptor binding.
GAUCCGGUUGACAGUCCUGCUCGAGUCUGUUUCUCUCCGGGCUGCCGGAGGAUCCCUCUGAUUGGCUGCAGACGCAAACGCGCUCUCUCAGCCCACCCACUGCUGAUUAUAGGGACUCUUGCAAACUCGGUUUCCUUCCUUGCAUUGAGUCUGGGACCUGGCCCCGGGGCUGAACGACACACACACAAAGCGCGCAGCAUGGCAGCUACCCACAGCGAGUACAGAGGCUACCUGCGGAACACCGUCGACAUCGAGGUGGGGCAGCAGCACCGCUUCCACCCGGUGCAGAGUUCGGAACCCACUUACCGGCCGCUCCUAUUCGGGACCCUCGCUGUUAUGGGAUUGCUUCAGGUGGCCUCCAGCGUGGCGAUCUUAUUACACCUGACAGGUUAUCUCCAAGAGGUAGAUUUGUCCACAACUCCACAUCGGCCCAUGGAGGAGGUGCAGACAGAGCCAAUGCUGAAUGCGCUGAAAGAUCCAAAGAAAAACAGACGAUGCAAGAAUAGAGAUGGCAUGGCUUCAGCCCAUCUACCAAUCAGAACGCAUCAGGAGUUCCCAAAGAAGAGUGAGCUGACGGCCAUCACCAUUGAAUGGGAUGAUACGCAUGCGCACCUCCAUAACAUGGGUUACCAGAAGGGGAAACUGCUGGUGAGGGAAGCCGGUUUCUACUACGUUUACGCCAAAACUUGCUUUCGCUAUUACAAUUUCAAAGGCCAAGGGCCAAUUUCAGAGGACAACCCCCCAGUGGAUGUUAAAAACACCCAGCUCUUCCAGUACAUGUGCCAUGAGAGCAUCAAACACAACAGCAAGGCUGUGGUACUAAGCAAGACGGGCAGCACUAUGCGGUGGAACGACACAAGCUUUAAUAUGUACUGUGCCCAGCAGGGACGAGGGGUCCUGCUGGAUAUCGGAGAUGCCUUGUUUGUCAAUGUGUCCAACGCCUUCAUGCUGGACCUGGCAGGAGAAGGGACGUAUUUUGGGGCCAUAAAGUUGGGUAACUGAAACUUAAAUACAUGGGGAGCAGACAUGCUACUGAACAUUUGAUAUGCCAAAGAACCACUGUUAGUGAUGUUAAUUUGUCAAAAGAGUUUGUUUUUUUUUUCUUAAUUGUACAUGUGUGUUUUGUUUUUUGUGUCACAUCAGAUAGCCUUUUUGGACUCUUAUUAUGAGGAAAAACUUAUGCAAAAGGUAAACACCUUUCAAAAAACAAACUUGUCUUUCCACUUUGCGUUUUUCCUUUCCCAAAAAGCAGAACCAGCGCUCUCUACUUCACCCAAAAUAGCACUUGAGUUUUAUUGGACUUUUUUGUGGUUUGUGUUGGGAAAUUUAAAUACAUUCAGUUCAGAUUACAACAUUUAGACUUAAGGAUUGACAUGUGUUUAUGCACUAAUUAAACAAUCCACAAGGGAGCAACUAAGGAAGUAAGUUUGUUGGCAGGAGGUGCAGCAAGAAAGGAUUUAUCAGUGCUGAUUGUUGGAGAAAAAUGUCCAAAGAGAGAGUUGGAGUUGAUAGAGCAUCUGCUUGUACUUAGCAGAUUAUCACAGGAUAAAAAUAACACGACUCUUAGGCCUUGGUAUAAGUGUUUUCUUGAAAGUCUUUGGAAGUUGGAUCAAGGCAGGCAGUGAAGCGUCCUUGCAGUUUAGCAACUUUAGCGGAUAGUGACAGUGAUAGGCAAUUUCACCCAAAAGUCACAAUUAAAAUUUAGGCUUAAUAUGAGUUUGACUUUGUGUAAAGGCGAGAAGCCAUGGGGUUGUUGCUCCAAAAAACAUUUAUUAUCCAUUUUUCCGCCCCAAGUGGUCAUUUGAAGGUUACAACAUGACAAUGUCAUAAAUGACAUGUUUGUUUCAUUUAUGACGAUCAGCAAGUGAAGCAGAUAGCAGGACUGUCUGACCAUGAAUGACAGGAAUAGACUCCUGUCUUUUCUUUCACUAGACGAACCAAGUUGAGUUUGGUUCGUCUUUAACUUAACUUUUUUUUUUGUUGUUGUUUUUUUUUUUUUUUUCAUUUGGCUCUUCAGUGAGGUAAAUGGGAAUAUGCACUAAAUAUUUAUUUAUUAGCUAGAAAAGUACAGAGAUGGGCCACUGUUAAAGUGACCUUUCGGCUGUAAAAUCAUUUAUAUUUUAUGUCUGUAUGACAUUCAUUAAGCAGCACUUAGAGGAAAUAGUAGGCACGCUUUUUGUUAUUAAAACACAGGGGCUUCCUUUUAAAUUCUAUAUUUAUGUAUCUCGAUUUUUGACAAUUCUGUGUGUACUUGCCUAGCCAAAAGCAAUAUGGUUAUAUUGUUUCUUCUACAAGAUUGUAGCACACCUGUUAGACCUUCAUCUGUUUUUAUCUGCUAGAUUUUUCUAUUCAGUGUUCUUUUUAUUUAUGUUUGUGUAUGUUUUAAUAAAAAAAGCUACUUUUUUUACAAUUGUUUCAAGUGUAUUGGAAAAGACCUGAUCCAGGCUGUUGUUUGGGGUGGCUGAACUUCACAGGAUUAGCUGCCUCAAGCUGUAAGGUGAUGAACAGGCCACCCUGACCGUGAUAUGAUUGCAAUGUGAAAUUUGAUAAUCUCCAAAAUCUUUGGAAAAUUCAACACCGCUGUUGCCAAAGAAUGAUGUCACGUUGUUCCUUUACCUCUGCACACCCGGUCACAGUGGCCCACCAGAAACCGCCCACUACUGCUAACUCACAGCAGAUAUUUGGAGACCUGGCUCAAAACAACCUGCAAAAUAAACAAGAAACAGCCUGUAUGGGAUGGGAGUGAUGGCCAGAGUAUCGUUACUUCACUGUAAUAUGUAUGAGUCGUUUUGAUCAUCGUUGUAAUGGGUCUCCCAUGAAGCCCUGCGGCACGCAAGAGAAAGAGAAACUUUUAAUGUUAGACUCAAAGCCAAACAAUUCCUCUAUUGUGUGAUCUUGGGUGUUCACCAGCAUAUGGCCAGAAAAUGACUGGGGUUCACACGUUUGUUCUGCAUGCUGGGACCUCACACGACUCUCAGCUCAUUGUUCAAACAUUACUUACUGAGGGUCUGAAAUGAAAUCUGGGGGUGGAAUAAAAAUACUUGGCUGAGGUCGGUGAGGAGCUAAUUAGUUUUUGAGUUUUGACUUGAUUGCCAUAUUUCAUUUCUUACUGCGGAAAGUAUAAUAUAGAAUUUCCCUUAAUGAAAGUUCACAAAACAAUAAUACAUCUUAAAGGCAAAAAUGGGAAUGCUUUUUUUUAGAAAGCUGUUUUAUGCAAAUAAACAAUACUUGUACAGAGUUUUGCAACAACAAAGCA